AUGGCGGAUAUUAUGCCAAUUAUUCGCGUGCGCCGCAAAAGGUCAGCGGAUCCUCAUGCGGCUCUUAUCAUGGAAACUAAAAAGCGUAAGGAGGAUCCGCUACUUUUCUCCUUGUUCAAAACUGAAACCGCCAGUGAUAUCAUGGAUGGAAUAACUGGUGCACGAGUUAUCGAGUUCAAAGCUGGAUGUUCAAAUGAAGCUGAAGGUAAAGGUCUUGAAUUCAUUGGUGAACACAGCGAUGGUUCUGCUGGCCCGAGCGACGAUUCCAUGGGAGAUAAUAACAUUGCUGAGAACGAAGCCGUGAGAUACGACUAUUACAAAAUAUAUCGAGGAUCAAUGACAGAGCCAAUAAAGCAGUGGAAUUCUGACAUCGAGCUGAGAUUCGCUACUGAGGAAGAGCAAACCUUGCUCCUUGGAAAUUCCGAUUCCGAAAGUGAUUGUGCGGCAGACGACGAUGAUGACUCAAAUGAUGAGAAUAACUGGAGGAACGAUUAUCCCGAAGAAGAGGAUGACGACGACGACGAUGACACAGAAGACGAGGAUUUGAACUAUUAUGAUGAGGACGAUAGAAUGGUUCGUAGAAACGUCUACGAUGAACACGAUGAGUCUCCUUUUGCCCUUGAACGCAUGCGACGUCGCCUUGAAGGUUUUGAAAUGGGAGUGUAUGAAGGGGAAGAGGACGAUUCGGAUGACGACUACAUACGCGGAGACUAUAGCCGUAAGAGUACUCCUGACUACGGUGAUUACGACAUACGGUACCGUGAGGACUAG
Messenger RNA from Haemonchus placei, 771 nucleotides. NCBI's taxonomy places the organism in Eukaryota, Metazoa, Nematoda, Chromadorea, Rhabditida, Trichostrongylidae. The record is from the annotation of a GenBank genome assembly.